This is a messenger RNA of Cydia fagiglandana, 2026 nucleotides long. RefSeq lists its product as uncharacterized. The record is from RefSeq and is a predicted model, not a curated record. The transcript has 3 exons. Bases 952 to 1806 code for a protein of 284 amino acids. Lineage: Eukaryota; Metazoa; Arthropoda; Insecta; Lepidoptera; Tortricidae.
GUCCAUUCCAAUAGAACUUGCAAACUAUGUCAACAAACCGCCAUAUUGAAAUUGUCUCUGAAUGAUGAAUUUGCUAGUGAUGGGCAAGAGUCUUACUUAGUCCUUUACUUAAGGCCGUAACACACUAUCGCACUGCAUCACGAACUUGGUGCGUCGCAUCCAUAAGUGAGAGCGAGAAACAGAUAUCUCUUAAAUUCAAUAACAAAGAAGUAAGAUACGCGUACAUGCCAAGAAAAACAGUGAACGAGUAAAAUAAUAUUGAAACCGUCAAUCAUUCAACAGUCAUUAUUUUGUCAAAUGUAGGGUAGAUUUUUAUUUAUGAACAGUCCAAAACUACCAGUUAUAAUUUUCCGUAGUUUAAUAAUAAUGUUUAAAAAUGAUGCGAAAGAAUGGAAAAGGUUAUUUAAAAAAAAGGAAUUAAAACGAUUAAUCUGAGUUUACAUAUUUAUUGAAAUUUAAAAUUGUCAAACUACCGCGUAGUGUAUAUAACCGCGUUGGCAGGUACAGACCGUGAGUCGCGUAGUGUGUAGCGGCUUUACGAGUAUAUCACCAACUUUAGUCACAACACUACCCAUCAUAGACAAUUGUAGAAUGUAAAAGAAACAAAAAUGUCAUUACAUCAGGGCCUAAUAACCUAACUUAUGAAACCAUUUUAAACUUUUAAUGAAAUAGCCAAGAUACAGUUAUAUAUUGUUGUAUUUUACGGUAACGACCGCUUUAAUAGUGUAUAGUGUAUGUGUUUCAAUGGUGUUUGAUGAGAUGAUGUGAAAAUUCAAGGAAAAACAGUGACAAAACAAAGUUACGUCCUUUGUUUACAAAGUUAGCAAGUUCUAUUGGAAUGGACUUUACAUAAGAUUAUUUACCGAUGAGUUAUAUUUUUACACAGAUAUUGCAAAAAUAUUCAGAGAAUUAGAAAAUCAGUAUAAUGUUCCAGAAGAGGGCAGAUUUCUAAUGCCCAAAUGUUAUGGUGGCGAACCCAAACCUAAAGAAGAGACAAUCAUAUUAGAGGACUUGAGUAACAGCGGAUUUGCAAGUGUCGACCAACGAUUGCCCUUCGACUGGGAAUUUGCUUCGAAAGCAGUAGAGCAGUUGGCAAAAUUCCAUGCUUUUUCCUUUGCUUAUGGGGUGCUAAGUCCUGGUGGUUUAACUCAAAUGCUAGACAGCAAGCCGUAUCACGUGUUUGAUUCCCAAGUUAUGAGGAGGUUGGGGUAUGAGCAGACGGUGCCGGUGGCUAUAGAUGUUCUAGGAGAAGGCGAUCUAAAGCGAUUAACGCAGCAGUAUUUAGAGAGCAAAGACCGUUUCUCUGAGCUAUCGUGCUUGUACCGAAGCGCCACGCCACGCGUGCUGGCGCACGGAGACUACAAGAUCAACAACCUCAUGACCCGCUACCAUGAGGGGCGCCUGGAGAUGGCUACGGUGGACUUCCAAAAUAUCCACUCGAGCAGCCCUGCCACUGAUCUAGUGUAUUUGAUCAUGUUGGGUUCUGACGAGAAUUUCCGAGCGCAUAACCUGCGUAGGCUUCUUGACCACUAUUAUGCAGAGUUAGAGCGCGCACUUCGUUGCUUGCAUAUGCGCAUCGAAAACAUUUACCCCAAGGAUAUGUUCGAGGAAGAUUGGAAACAGGCGCUCCCGAUCGGAUUAAUCGUUGCACUGAUGGUCCUGCCGAUAAUACUAGCAGAUCCAGCAGCCGUGGCAGCCGGGCAGGCAAAGGAAACCACUGAAAUGGUUCGCCGCAACGCGACUCUUCGGCAGCGUCUUACAGGAAUAGUAAGAGACUACGUGGCAUGGGGGAUCCUAAUUAAAUGAAAUAUAUCACAGGCUCAAUUUUUUUUAUAAUAAUCUUGAAUAGGACAGUUGGCGGUAGAUUAUGUGCGGAAAGAGAAGAGUCGUGGAAUGUAUGGGGCUAAUUGAUAAUCUGCCGUUACCAGAAUUAGUGUGGCGUAAAGCCAGUGGACUGUAGUUUUUUAAGUUAGUUCCUUCGCUACACUAUACUGCUUUACCAUUGUAGAAGGGCUUACCGGUAUUA